AAAAUGAAUCCGUUUGAAGUGGUUUCUGGUAGACGCAACAAGCGUAAACCAAAGUCUGAAGUGGUUGAAGUUAAGCUAGAGCCUGGUAUCAAGGAAGAGCCCAAUGACGAUGGUGUCAUUAUUGUAUCACAGCAGCGAACUGAUGGCAGAUAUCGUGUGAAUUACGAUAGGCGCUUUGACUUUGGAUAUGACUUCGAUGCAAUGAAAGAUGAAAUCAAAUGUGAAGAAGAAGAGACGGGCAAAGAAAAGGACUCGACACCAUGUGAACGAUCGGAUGAUAUUGCAGCCAACGAAGAGUCUAUGGGUGACACAAUCGAUGUGCAACAAUCACAACCAGUCGACAGCGGGAAGAAACGAAAUGGAGGCUCCAAAGAGCAAAACAAACGAGCCAUUCCCAGGAAUCAAGUGGCCAAAAAGCAAAAGGAGCACAAAUGUCAUAUGUGCAAUCAUGUGACAGAUUAUAAGUCCCAUCUCAAAGUACACUUGCGCAUUCACACUGGAGAAAAGCCGUAUCAGUGUGAU
This is a messenger RNA of Sitodiplosis mosellana (orange wheat blossom midge), 522 nucleotides long. Its product is annotated as zinc finger protein 570-like. The annotation marks the transcript as partial. The transcript has a single exon. NCBI's taxonomy places the organism in Eukaryota, Metazoa, Arthropoda, Insecta, Diptera, Cecidomyiidae. The record is from RefSeq and is a predicted model, not a curated record. Gene Ontology annotation, molecular function: RNA polymerase II cis-regulatory region sequence-specific DNA binding; DNA-binding transcription factor activity, RNA polymerase II-specific. Gene Ontology annotation, biological process: regulation of transcription by RNA polymerase II.